CACAUUUUCCCCAACUCUUUUUGCACCCGAUCCAAAGCGUUCCUUUUUUUAUUUUUUUUUAUUUUUCUCUUAAUUUCUUAUUUUAAACAUGUAAACAUUGAGAGCCCUCUUUAAGGUAAAAGCCAUAUAAUGAUGAUGAGGUUUUUUCCUUUAUUUUUGUUUGGUCCAGAUCACAAUCUCUUGUAAAAAUAUUUGAGGGCGGAAACUUAAAAGCCGAUGGUGUUACUUUAGCGAAACCGGGGGAACCUUUCCCAUGCACACAACGACGGAGGAAAAAAUCAAAAAAAAAAAAAUUAGAUUGUACGUUUUAUUUUCCAUUUGUUCGCAUUAAAAAGAAGCACUAGAAAAUAUGACAGAGGAAAGUCAGAUUCCUUCAUCCGAGAAAAAGGUCACACACAGGCAUAGAGUUCUAAACACAAUCCUUCCUAUCUUCUUAUUGAUCUUGGCAGGUAUCUCCAUUGCCUUUCAAGCUGGUUGUAAUGCGGCCUUAAAUCACUAUGGUGGCAGGUCGUUUUCUGCCAUCAUUAACUUUUCUAUUGGCGCCAUGUGUUGUCUCUUCUUCUUUAUUUUUGAUGUGGUCAUUAUCAAGACUCCCUUGCCCACCAAUCACGUCAAAACCGCUCCAUGGUACGCCUGGGUAGGUGGUAUUAUGGGUGCAUUCUACGUAAUCAUCAAUAUCCUGACCGUACCCAAACUGGGUACAGCAACCGUAUUAAGUAUUUUCGUUUGUGCUCAAAUCAUCACCGCUUGUGUCAUUGACCAUUUUGCCUUGGUUGGUGUCACAAAACGGACUUAUACUAUUUGGAGAAUUCUGGCUUCGUUAGGUUUGGUCGGUUGCGUCGUGGUCAUUGCCAAGUUUUAGUGCGCCUACUCAAUGUGGCGGCGCAAUUCCGCCACAAUACAGAAAAAUAUCUAAUUAUAACCGCGGCACAUUUGUACAUAAUAAAAAAAAACUUCCCAGUGUGAGGAAUAACAUAGCAA
Messenger RNA from Mucor mucedo, 981 nucleotides. RefSeq lists its product as uncharacterized. The record is from RefSeq and is a predicted model, not a curated record. Bases 350 to 862 code for a protein of 170 amino acids. Gene Ontology annotation, cellular component: plasma membrane. The transcript is spliced from 4 exons. Lineage: Eukaryota; Fungi; Mucoromycota; Mucoromycetes; Mucorales; Mucoraceae.